UUGAUAUCAUCUUCUUGCUGUGCUGUGAUCCCACAAAUAUUUUUUAAAGUUGUUAAGUAUUCAGAUAAAUUUGGCGAUUUUCAGGCAUGUUUUAGCGUCUCAUCAGCUACUGCUACAUAUUUCUUUUCUUCAUUUCCUCUGAUUGCCCUGUGCUGCUGCGUUUUUCUUGCAUUGUACAACGAUUUUGACAAAGCUACAGAGACGCAUUGCGGUGUGCGCAACGUUUUACCAUCGAUAUCAGUUGCAAUUGGUGAUUUUCAUUGGGGUCGCUUGAUAUGGAAAUCUCUAAUUUUUGCUCAUCUUCCACCGAGGGUGUUAGCGGCAUUUGCGUAUGCACAAUUGUUUAGGGUUCCAUUGGAAAACAUUGUACAGACUUAUUUUCGUUAUUUAACGUGUUUCCUGAACUUACUGGAAUUGUUUUGUUUGGGGUUGCUCAGUGCCGUCUCCUCGAAAGAUGACCACUACCGACAUGUUCUGGCCUUCUCCACUUUUCAGAUUGCGGGCAUGAUUCAUGGCGCUUUGCAUGUUGUAUUGUACCACAUUACGGGCAUUAGCGAUUUUAAUGUACAUUCGAGGAAAUCAUACCGGGUGAAGAAGAUAUGUUAUAAAUUGUCGAUACUAUUUCUUGCCAUCUGCAUGCUGUUGUACCAUCGACAUAACACAUACUGUGAGCCAUAUGUCUUUUCAAUGUUUGCAUUUUUUGAAUAUCUCAUUGUUCUUACAAAUAUUUUGUUUCAUGCUACAUUUCGCUUUGAUUUUUAUGGCUUACGACUUUUUGUAUUUUGAUU
Messenger RNA from Gongylonema pulchrum, 788 nucleotides. Lineage: Eukaryota; Metazoa; Nematoda; Chromadorea; Rhabditida; Gongylonematidae. The record is from the annotation of a GenBank genome assembly.